Cotesia congregata is the source of this 882-nucleotide messenger RNA. Lineage: Eukaryota; Metazoa; Arthropoda; Insecta; Hymenoptera; Braconidae. The record is from the annotation of a GenBank genome assembly.
AUGCCUCUUCCUGCUGCUUUAGCUGCUAGAUUAGCAAAGCGAGGAUUAAUAUCUAAUGGAUCUGAAAAAGAAGGUGCGACUGUUACUAAAGAACCGAAAAAAAGAGUACACGAAGAAGUUAUUGCUGAAGAUUAUGACAAUUUAAAAGAUGACAUUGAAGAAAUUGACUUAUCACAAAAAUUCAUGGGAUACAGCGGAUGCCCCAACAAAUAUAACAUUUAUCAUGAAUGUACAAAAAAAUGUAAAGAAUUGUGGGGAGUCGGAAAAUUGCAACCUGCUGAAAAAUAUUUAAGAUUACAAAUGAAGUUAAUUCAUAAAUAUCCAUUACCUGAAACAUGGAAAGCAGUUUAUGAUCCUGGCGUAGGACAGCAUUACUACUGGGACCGGUCUUCGGAUUUAGUGUCAUGGUAUCCUCCAGCACAUCCCAAGUGCCAGAUAUCCCAGCCAGCAUCACAAUUACGCGAGGAAUUACAUUUGAAAGCCGCCGACCAGGAUGACAACAUGUCUAGCGAAGACAGCGGUAGCGAACAAGAAACUAUGGAUGUUGAUGAGCCACGGUCAAAAAAAGACCAUAGACCGUCAACUAGAGAUCGGUAUCGAUCGCGUUCUCACGACAGACGAGGACCAAAAGACAAAAGAGAGCGACCAUUAGAUCCAAUGGAUCCAGCUUCUUACAGUGAUAUUCCAAGAGGAAAAUGGUCGGACGGACUUGCUCGUUAUAACGAAGCAAAAACUGGAGCUGAUACGACUGCAUCAGGACCCUUAUACCAGAUGAGACCCUACCCAAGUCCUGGGGCAGUUCUGAGAUCUAAUAAACCACCGAAGCCAGAAAUUGAAACAGCCAACAAGCCCAAAGUUUCUUUUCCUGAAGCUCCAGAAUAA